GGCAUGGCCAGAUAUCACAGCGACAAAAGAGAGAGACGGUGGUAGAGAGACCUUGAGAGAGAGAGAGAGAGAGUGAGGGAAGAAGGCUGCAGACUUUCAGAGCUGAGAGGAAGAGGAGAGGAGGAAGAAGAGAUUGAGGAGUCUCCAUCUUCGCCAUUUCAAUCAUGACUCUGGAAGACGGUUUCUGAAAUUUGAAUUUGAAGUCUGAAGCUACAAGACCAACAGCAGAUAACGAGGCGCCACACCGAGCUGCAGCCAGAUGGAGGUGAAUGCGGUUGAAAAACGCCAUCGAACACGAUCCAAAGGAGUCAGAGCCGCCGUGGAAGCAGUAACGCAGGAGUUAUUCAGCUGUCCCACCCCUGGCUGUGAUGGCAGCGGUCAUGUCAGCGGGAAGUACGCCAGACACCGCAGCAUCUACGGCUGCCCGCUGGCCAAGAAGAGGAAGGCUCUGGAAAAACAACCACUGGAACCGGCUGCCAAGAGGAGGCCCUUCCUCACCUCCUGCCCGGGCGAGGAGGAGGAGGAUGCUUCAGGCUAUGGCAGCUAUGGGAACGAAGCCAUGGAGGUGGGGCAGGAAGGGAAGGUGCAAGGGGAGGUAGUUGAAGAGGACGAGGAGGAGGAUGAAGGGGAGAGAGAAGGAGAUGAAGAAGAAGAAGAUGGCGAGGCGGAAGACGAGUUCUCAGAGGACAACGAGGAGCAGGGAGAAGAAGAGGAAGAGGAAGAAGAGGAGAUAGAGGUGGAGAGAACAGAUGCAGCAAUGGAAGGUGAGCAGGCGGAGGAAGAGGAGGAUGGGAUGGAUGAGGAAGAGGAGGAAGAUGGCGAUGAUGAGGAGGAACAGGAUGAUGAGGAAGAGGAGGAGGAAGAAGAAGAGGAGGAGCAGCGUCGUCAGCAGGAGAACCACUACAAACCCGGUGGACAAUCAAAGCUCAUUCCUAUUCAGAAGGACGACAACAACAACAACAGCUGCACCAUCAGCACCGGGAACGGGACCGGAGAGGAGUACGAGAACUACGACGAGCUGGUUGCCAAGUCGCUUCUCAACCUUGGCAAGAUCGCCGAGGAUGCUGCCUACCAGGCCAUGACCGAGUCUGAGAUGAACAGCAACUCCUCCAACAGCGCCGGGGAAGACGACGACGACGAGGAUGACGAUGGCAGUGAGCAGGGAGAGAGGAAGGGUGAGCUGAGCGUGGACUUGGACAGCGAUGUGGUCAGGGAGACGGUGGACUCCCUGAAGCUCCUGGCACAGGGUCACGGCGCCAUGCUGCCUGAAGACGGCUACCCCGAAGACACCAUGGUGAAUGACAGCAGCCAUGCAAACGGGCGGCCCGGCGUGGGAGUCAGGGGUCACACUGAGGAGAGCGAGGAGGAGGUGUGCCUCAGCAGCCUGGAGUGUCUGAGGAACCAGUGCUUUGACCUGGCCCGGAAGCUGAGUGAGACUCAGCCGUCUGAUCGCCCUGCCCUCCACGCUCUCCACCACCAACUCCAAAACCCAGGAGACCAGCAGGGGGUGCACCACCUGAACAGGUACGACAGCUGCCAGCAGGCUGCACAGGAGGAGCCCCGCUCUCUGGAGCGCAGCUACUCCGACAUGGUGAACUUAAUGAAGCUGGAGGAGCAGCUGAGCCCGGCGUCCAGAGGCUACCCGACCAGCUGCAGCCAGGAGGGCGACGAGGACACCACGUCCGUGGCCUCCGACCGCUCGGACGAGACCUUCGACAUGGCCAAGGGAAACCUGUCGCUGCUGGAGAAGGCCAUUGCGCUGGAAUCGGAGAGGGCAAAGGUCAUGAGGGACCGGAUGGCCUCAGAGCAUACGAUGCCCCGUCGGGAACACCACCACCACCACCACCACCACCACCGUGGCCACGGCGAGCACAGCCCGAGGCUGAGCAGCGCCGCCGAGGAGCGCAAGUCCAGGAUGCAGCAGGACGGGUUGAAGAGGGCGUACUACCCUAAAGACUCUUCCAGGGGGGAGAAGAAGGAGAGCAAGUGUCCGACUCCAGGCUGCGACGGGACCGGUCACGUGACGGGGCUGUACCCGCAUCACCGCAGCCUGUCUGGGUGUCCCCACAAAGAUCGUGUCCCGCCUGAGAUCCUUGCCAUGUAUGAAAAUGUUUUAAAGUGCCCUACUCCCGGCUGCUCUGGACGGGGUCAUGUCAAUAGCAACAGGAACUCGCAUCGCAGUCUGUCCGGCUGUCCCAUUGCUGCUGCAGAGAAGAUGGCGAAGGUCCACGAGAAGAGUCACUCAACCGACAGCGGCAGUAAGACCAAUCAGGCAUCAGACCGCGUCCUCAGACCAAUGUGUUUUGUGAAGCAGCUGGAGAUUCCUGAGUACGGCUAUAAAAACAAUGUUCCCACCAGCACGCCGCGGUCCAACUUGGCGAAGGAGCUGGAGAAAUACUCCAAGACGAGCUAUGACUACGGCGGCUAUGACGCCCAACACGGCAGCUACGGAAAGAGGGGUCCGAUAACCAAGCCCCAUCACGGGCGAGACACCUCCCCAAAGGGAUACGACGCUAAGCGCUACUGUAAGACGUCCAGCCCGGCCAGCAGCACGACCAGCAGCUACGCUCCCAGCAGCAGCAGCAGCCUGAGCUGUGGAGGAGGAGGAGGUGGAGGAGGAGGAGGGGGAGGUGGUGGAGGUGGAAGCAGCGCCAGCAGCACCUGCAGUAAGAGCAGCUUCGACUACACCCACGACAUGGAGGCGGCCCACAUGGCGGCCACGGCCAUCCUUAACCUGUCGACACGGUGCCGGGAGCUCCCGCACGCUCUGGGAGGGAAACCCCAGGACCUGCUGACACAGAGUCCGGUCGGCGAUCUGGAUGACAGCGGUGGCGUGGAUGUGGCCGGUCAGCCUGAGGGCAGCGGGACAGUGUUGACCCCCCUGCAGCCGAUGUCCCCCCAGCGGCAGGCUCUGCUCAGCAGCCGCUGCUACCAGCUGAGCGACACCGACUGCUGGGACCUGCCCGUCGACUGCAACAAGAUCAAACGUCUGGGAGACGAGCAGGAUCACAAAGAGAGCGACGAGCUGGAUCCCUUCCAGGAGCUGCUGGACGAGCAGCACUACCCGGCCGAGGUGACCAUGCCCAGCCCCAAACACCACAAAUACCUUCCCUGCAAGGAGAGCAAGAAGGAGCUCAUCACGUUGUCAAGCUGUCAGCUGGCUGACAAGAACAUCCGCGGGAUGAUGACCACUAACUCACAAGAACUCAAGUGUCCAACACCCGGCUGUGACGGAUCUGGACACAUCACUGGAAACUACGCCUCUCACAGGAGUCUGUCCGGUUGUCCACGAGCCAAGAAAAGUGGCAUCAAAAUCCUUCACAGCAAAGAGGACAAGGACGACCAGGAGCCAAUCAAGUGUCCAGUGCCAGGUUGUGAUGGUCAGGGUCAUGUGACGGGGAAGUACGCUUCUCAUCGCAGUGCAUCAGGCUGCCCCCUGGCGGCAAAGAGGCAAAAGGACAGCUACGUCAACGGCUCGCAGUUUGUCUGGAAAUCUGGCAAGACAGACGGCAUGACCUGCCCGACCCCGGGCUGCGAUGGCUCAGGUCACGUCAGCGGGAGCUUCCUGACCCACCGGAGUCUCUCCGGGUGUCCCCGCGCCACCUCAGCCAUGAAAAAAGCCAGGAUGAGUGGUGUGGAAAUGUUGACAAUCAAGCAAAGAGCAAGCAAAGGCAUUGAGAACGAUGAAGAAAUCAAGCAGCUGGAUGAAGAAAUCAAAGAUCUGAAUGAGUCCAACAGUCAAGUGGAGUCAGACAUGAUAAAACUGAGGACACAAAUCACCACCAUGGAGACCAACCUGAAGUCCAUCGAGGAGGAGAACAAGGUGAUCGAGCAGCAGAACGACUCCCUGCUGCACGAGCUGGCCAACCUCAGCCAGUCACUCAUCAACAGCCUCGCCAACAUACAGCUUCCACACAUGAGACCGCUGCCACAGAAAGAGGCCCCAGUAAAGCAUAACUGCUGUUUACAGAUGCCUCCCAGAGAACCGAUGAACGAACAGAACUUUGACACUUAUGUGAGUACACUGACAGACAUGUACACCCACCAGGACCAGUACCAGAGCCCGGAGAACAAGGCGCUGCUGGAGAACAUCAAACAGGCUGUGCAGGGCAUCCAGGUUUAACUCUGAGGCCGGAGCAACAAAUGCAAAGCAAAAAACAACAAACGGGGGAAAAAGAGGGAAAAAGGAGGGAGUGGGUUGUUUUUUGCUGCUGUAAUUUAUCAUUAGUUCUUUUUCUUUCUUCUGCGGUUAUGCUCUCAACUCCAUGGGUAUCUCUUUUUUUAUUAUGUUGAUUGUUGUUGCCUUGCUUUGGAAAAAAAAAAAAAGUUUUACAUGAACAUUCACGUUUUGUACAUUUUCAUAUGACCUAAUAUAAUGUGAUGUACUGUUUAUAGCUGCUAAUGUAUGCACAUUCGAGUGUAUAUGUAUGUAUUUAUUUAUUGUAAGCUUGAAUCAUUUCUUAUUUUAAUGCGAUUUUUCAUACAUCAGAAAAAAAAAAAUAGAAACUGGGCGUCACGGGUUUAACAGGGAGCAGAGCGGCGACCGGAACACGAAGAGCGGCCGGUUCUGAGACGCUUCUCACGAGCCGGAAGCUGCUCGUCGAUUUUUUCUUUCUUUUUUUCUUAAUGUCUCAAAGUGGACACUAAUGUAACUCUUUAGCAAUUACGAGAAAACCCGAUGCUAUAAGCAAGAAGAUUUCAAACAUCACGACACGGAAACUUUGUGGUGCAAAAUCCCAUCAUCCCCCUUCGGAGUUGUUCCGUUUUAAAGCCGUCCUGUUUCUUUGCUCGUGGGCGGGAGCGCGAGUGGAAAGAGCCACGGCUGCAGAAUAUCUAGGAGACAAUCUGCCAUUGUGAAUUUAUUUGAAAUCAUCAACCUCGACUAGCUAAUAGGACAACGUGUCAGCAAUAUUGGUAUGAUAAUAUUAAAGCGUUUGUUUAGAUAUGGGAUGCAAUCUAUAUAAAAAAAAGUUGUUUGGGUAUAUGCAAUUUCUUAUGAAUAAAACUAGCAAAGAGCUGAUAGAUCUUUUUACUAACUAUAAAUGUAUUGCGUUUUGUAUAAACCUUUUACUACAAUCAUGUUUUAGGAAUCUGACACGGGUGAGAGGACUUUGGUUCUGUCAUGUUCGACUUUGCACAGGGACACCUUUGUUUCCAUGUUUUGAUGUUUUUAUUGCCCGUUAAGAGGCGCUUAGCAGGCAAACGGAUCUGUAGAUAGGAUCUUUCUUUCUAGAGGCUGACGGCUCCGCUGGACUUACAGGGUCAAAGUUCCCAUCCUUCAUUGUAUAUUGCACUCGUUGUGUAGAAAACGUCUUUCCAGUCAUGCAUCCUCUUGUCUGAGCCACGAUGGGACAUGAUGGCGGACAACGUGAUGACCAAGCACCGCUUUUUAUUUAUUUUUUAAAAAAAAGAAUCUUUGUAAUUGAAAAUAUGAAUGAAAACUAGAGCCAGCAGUCGUGAUGUCUGUGCACUGAUCUGAAUCGGCCUUAUUGAUGACAUUCGGUCUGAAAUCACAGAACUGAUGGAACGUUUUCUCAACACCGUCGAUCAUGCAUGCACUUUAUUGGAGUAUGUUCAAGUAUUAUCAUGUGGUAAAUGGAGCAAAAACUGUACAGCGAGUUUGUGGAAACUGACUUUGUGCUGGCGAUGCCUGUUGGAAAGCAACCUGGAGCAAAUUUGAUUAAGGGAAAACUCCCCCUGUGGUCUCCUCACGUUAUCGGUCCAAAACCUUCACCCUUCAGAGGCUCUUCUGUGCAAACAUGUUCUAAAAUGUGAAUACUGAUUGCACUAGGAAAUGAGUCCAAAAGUAAUGUUAAUAUGUAUGUCAUCUUUUCCUAAAGCACAGCAUCAGCAGAGUGGGAAAGUCCCCUUUUUUUUCUUCUCUGCAUAGAUGAUGUUAGAUGACUGCUUUUGCCUGUGUUGGCAGGAUGAAGCCUAAGGCAGGGUCUCAGGAGGGUCUCCUGGAUCAAAAAGGCAAAAAAAAAAAAAAAGUUCAAAUUAAGUAAAAAUGAGUUCCCAAAUAUUUGAAUCUUUCAACACAACAAAGCAAAUAUAUUUUUAUGUGUACAUAAAAACAUAAGUAGAUGUUGUGGUGAGUUACAACCCCAAAGCAUCUGUGCUCUGGCCUCACAUAUGUUAAAAAUUUGUGCCUCUGACUGCCUGAGCUGAUAUCUUACUGUAAAACCACCCUGGAUCAAAUACAGUAUAUGAUCCAGGAGCCUCAUGAGUUGAAGAUGCAUGGAUGGAGACAAAAUCAACUCCACAGUUUAAAUUUAAUAAAUACUUUAAUGAAAACAAUGAUUAUUUAAGGAAAAGUAAUUUUUCAGAUUGCUUCUAAAUGGGUCAUAAUGACACUGGAGUGCUACCGGCUGAAACUCUCCAUAUAACUGUGUAAUAUGAAAGUCCAAAAGGUAAACUGAUACUUCAAAGUAGAUACAUUUUGAUAAAUCUUUUAUGAACUAAACUGCAUUUCUGUGCAUUCAGACGUCGGCGGUACACGCAGAUAUGUUUAAACCUGAUUUCACUGUAAACGAGGGGGGGAAAUAUUGACCUGUGUGAUCUCAGAUUUUAAAAGUAUGUCAUCAUGCAAAAAGACAUUUGUUACAAAGGUAACUGAUGUCUGAUGUGUCUCUCUCCAUAUUUUUGACCCGUUUCAGUCCAGUUUUCUAAACAAACUGCUAACGGGGGAGUUUUCCUUUAAGACUUCUGUGGACUUCUCUCAUUCCCCGACUCUCACACCUCCAUCCAGAACUUGGCGUCCGCAGCUUCCUGCCAGUGAACUACUGCAUUAGAUAGACUGACAGCUUGUAUUUUUUAUUUAGUCAGUUAUUCUUACUGAUAACAAAGGAAAUGGGAGUAAAAGCACAAUUCUGCCAUUUAAAGACAGUCGAUAGACUAGAUAUUGUAAUAACAGAUGUAAAAGCUAAACUGUAACUAUUUACAUAGAGAAUCUCAACACUAACAUGUGACACGCUAGAAUGCAAAAGAAAUCCAUAUGAAUAUUUGUGAACUCAUCAGUUUAUGAAGAUGAUAGUUUCUUUUCAGCAGUGCACAGAUAAGGGGUUUUUAUACAACAUUCAUUUUCUCUCCUUUUGCCCCUUUUUCUCUGUUACUCGCAAAACUUUCGGCAGCGGUUUUCUUACCACAUGGCAUGGGUUUCUGUUGAUAUUUUUGCUGUAUGUUUAAAGUCAUGAGUUGCUACGUGAUAUUUUAAUUUGACUUGUGAAGUUUGUACAAUUUUUAUCAUGCUGGUGUUGGCAUCUCUUGCUCUGAAUAAAUCUUGUGUUGCAACACUGA
This is a messenger RNA of Archocentrus centrarchus (flier cichlid), 7296 nucleotides long. It is a transcript of the gene myt1la, whose product is annotated as myelin transcription factor 1-like, a. The record is from RefSeq and is a predicted model, not a curated record. Gene Ontology annotation, molecular function: zinc ion binding; DNA-binding transcription factor activity, RNA polymerase II-specific; RNA polymerase II cis-regulatory region sequence-specific DNA binding. Gene Ontology annotation, cellular component: nucleus. The coding region runs from base 260 to 4123 and encodes 1287 amino acids. Gene Ontology annotation, biological process: regulation of transcription by RNA polymerase II. The transcript is spliced from 24 exons. Lineage: Eukaryota; Metazoa; Chordata; Actinopteri; Cichliformes; Cichlidae.